AUGGUCAAGCUGUGGUACAUGUCUCACAGCUGGACAAAGACCUCCUCUGUACAGAGGGCAUCAGGGCACAGUCAACCACGCGGACUUCACAUAUCCCGCAUAUCGAUCCUCGCUCGAGGAUAUUGCGAGGAUCGGUCUCAGUUCGUAUUCGCCUGCUUCCUCGCUCUGGCCGCCGCUAAGCCCGGUGUGCUUCCAGUAGCGUACACCGCACCAUUGGCGGCGUACACUGCACCCGUGGCCGCAGCGUACACUGCGCCCGUGGCCGCAGCCUACACCGCGCCCCUCGCCUACUCCGCCUAUUCUGCGUACACCGCCCCCGUAGCCUACUCUGCGUACACAUACGCAUCACCCUACUCUUACUAUCUCCGCCGU
Molecule: messenger RNA, 372 nt
Organism: Iphiclides podalirius (scarce swallowtail)
Lineage: Eukaryota; Metazoa; Arthropoda; Insecta; Lepidoptera; Papilionidae
Source: the annotation of a GenBank genome assembly